Molecule: messenger RNA, 6934 nt
Organism: Toxotes jaculatrix (banded archerfish)
Lineage: Eukaryota; Metazoa; Chordata; Actinopteri; Toxotidae
Product: WD repeat-containing protein 20
Exons: 4
Coding region: 251-2296 (681 amino acids)
Molecular function (GO): protein binding
Source: RefSeq, a predicted model, not a curated record
CAGGGACCCGGUGGAGGAUGAUGCUGACGCCGGCUCAGAAGGGCUUUCUCUCCGGGUUUAUUUAUCAGGUAGCAGCGGUAUGGUCGCCGGUACUGGUGUAAAAUGCACUGGAGCAGACCGGGUGUGUUGGUCGGCCUAGCUGAGCUCGGCUGCUGCUGCUCGCCUUCGCCUCUCCCAUUUCUAUUCUAGUACUUUUUUAUUAUUUCCAGGUCAAAAUCUCAGUUUCCUGUGCGGCUUGUUUGUACUAAAAAUGGCCGGAGAUGGCGGCGCUCUGAAGGAUAUUAAUGAGAUUAAAUCCCAGUUCCGGACCAGAGAGGGCUUCUACAAGCUGCUCACCCUCUCGGACUCGCAGCAGCGGGGCGGACUGCCGCGGGGUCCGUCCGCCGGAGCCACGCUGGGCCCCGGGCCUGGACCCGGUCCGAUACCCGGCGGAGGGGUCGGGCUGCUGCAGGGGCCCGGGGCUGCCGCCGCCGCCGCUGCCGCCGCCUCCUCCUCUUCCAAUGCUGCGGCCAACUCCUCUCCGGCGGGUUUUCUGCCGCCGGUCCGAGUCUCCAUGGUCAAGCUGCAGCCCGAGGACCCGAGCGAGGAGUCGGAGCGGGUGUGCUUCAACAUCGGCAGGGAGCUGUAUUUUUACACAUACACCAACAUCAAGAAGGCUGUAGACCUGAGUAAGCCAAUAGACAAGAGGAUCUACAAGGGGACUCAGCCAACGUGUCACGACUUCAACCAGUACUCCGCCACAGCAGAGAGCGUAGCUCUCAUUGUGGGUUUCUCAGCCGGACAGGUCCAGUAUCUCGACCCCAUCAAGAAGGAGACCAGUAAACUCUUCAAUGAGGAGAGGUUGAUAGACAAAUCCAAGGUGACGUGUCUAAAAUGGCUUCCCAAGUCGGAGAACCUGUUCCUGGCCUCCCAUGCCAGUGGCCACCUCUACCUCUACAAUGUGGACCACCCAUGUGGCACCACAGCCCCACAGUACUCUCUGCUGCGGCAGGGUGAAGGCUUUGCCGUCUACGCUUGCAAAACCAAGACGCCGCGCAACCCACUGCUGCGAUGGGCCGUGGGUGAGGGCGGCCUCAACGAGUUUGCCUUCUCUCCUGAUGGCGUGCAUGUGGCGUGUGUGGGUCAGGACGGCUGCCUGCGCGUCUUCCACUUUGACUCGAUGGAGCUGCAGGGGGUGAUGAAGAGCUACUUCGGUGGACUGCUGUGCGUGUCGUGGAGCCCUGACGGGAAAUAUCUCGCCACGGGCGGAGAGGAUGACCUUGUCACUGUCUGGUCAUUUGCAGAAAGCCGAGUGGUAGCGAGGGGUCACGGCCACAAGUCCUGGGUCAACGUGGUGGCAUUUGACCCCUUCACAACCUCCCUGGAAGACGAUGAGCCUAUGGAGCUUAGCGGCAGCGAGGAGGACCUCCACCAGGGGGCGCCGAACAAUUCCAUGCACUUCAGCCGGGUCCGAACAAGUAGCACGUUGUCGCGUCUUUCUCGACACAGCUCUAAGGGUGGUGGUUCGGCGUCGGUCACAUACCGGUUUGGCUCGGUGGGGCAGGACACCCAGUUCUGUCUGUGGGACCUGACGGAUGACGUGUUGUACCCACGCCUGCCACUGUCCCGUGCUUUUACUAACACUUUUGGACCCUCACUGUCCAACUCCGGCAGCGGGGGGGUCAACAGCACCUCAGGUGGGGGAGGAAGUGGAGGGGUUGAGGGGCACCAUCACCCACCCAACACCAACACGGGCACGUCCAACCCACCGACACUCCCUCUACCACUUCCUCGCUCCCUUUCACGCUCCAACUCUCUGCCCCACCCUGCUGUGGCAAACACCUCUAAGGGCCAGGGGGCCUCGGAGGGCAGUGGGGGAGGCGGAGGUGGGGGCGGGAGCAGCGGUGGAGGGAACAGCACCCCAUUCAGCAUCGGCCGCUUUGCCACGCUGUCGCUCCAGGAGCGCAAGUCGGACAAGUCCGGUGGCAGUGGUGGGGUGGAGAAGGAGCACAAGCGGUACCACAGCCUGGGCAACAUCAGCAAAAGCAACGAUAAGAUCAACGUGGCGCCGAGGAGCAACCGGCUGGACGCCGCUAAGGUCCUGGGCACCACGCUGUGCCCACGCAUGCACGAGGUGCCGCUGCUGGAGCCGCUGGUGUGCAAGAAGAUUGCACAUGAGAGGUUGACCGUCCUGGUGUUCAUGGACGACUGCAUCAUCACAGCCUGCCAGGAGGGGCUCAUCUGCACCUGGGCUCGGCCGGGGAAGGCGAACUUGACAGCACAGAACGGGAACUCCCCGAGCGGCACAGUGGUAUAACUGGAGGAGAAGCUUUGCACUCAUCCCUCCCUCCAUCUCCUCCCCUGUUCUUCGUCGUCCCUCUGUCCGCCACCCUCUCCACUGAUGUCAGAAAACAUCAGACUGUAUCCAACCUACAGCUGCAGUAUUAUACCCUCACUAUAACUCUCUGUACUUGCCGUGACCUAAAAGCUGUUCCCUUUGAGUUUACUCUCACGGUGGCCACAGUUUGUUGGGAAACUAACUUCAGCAGAUGAAUGAAGUUCUCAGAUUAACGUCUACAAAGUUAGCUGUCUUGAAUAUGUUAGCUAGUUAGCCAUUAGCUCUGCUUCUGCUAGGUUCUAGUAGCUACCUACAGUGGACCAUAUACACAACUUGGCCAAAAGUAUGCAGACACCAGAAGCUGUUUUUCGUGAUUUGGGCGAGCCUCUUAAUUUCCAGUGAAGAAAAAGCUUUCCUGUUUCAGUGUGACAGUUCACAAACGCAGGCCGGCUAAAUGGUUUUCCCAGAUUUCCCCCCAACCUCAACCCCAUCCACCUCCUCUUAUCACCCAUCAUCGGUGUUGGGCUUUAUAGCUGCAGAUUAUGGCCUACGCUUGAUGCCCAGCGAACACAUCUGGGUGUAAUGUUCAGGUGUCCACAUACAUUUGGCCAUAUAAUGUAUUUAAAACUUGAACCUUGAUUCUUAUCUGUCCCACAAAGCAACACUAGUAAGUAUCUUUGGUGUUUUGUUCAGAAUUCAAAUUUCAUGACUCAGUUGUUCUUGUGUAUAAAGUUUCCACAGAUUCUUGUUCUUCAGCUCUGCCCGGCCCACUGCAAAACUAUAAUUACUUCAGUUCACGUCACCUAAGACCAGAAACAAAUAUUUUGACUGUAAUGUAACUUUAGAAUUACAGAACAGCAUUUAAUCCUUUACAGUUAGAAAUUUGAAAUGCUAAAUACCUGAAUCCAGAUGUUUUUAUGUUGGUCAGCAGCAGGUAGGAGCCACACUGUGCUUGGUCUUCAGGCCUUCAGAGUUUCCCACCACAUGCCACCGUGGGAAUAAAGUUUAUUCCCAGUGCUUCAGCCCUCUGCCUUCACUUCACCCUGCAAAGACUGCAUCAAACAAACAGUUUAUCCUUUCUUUGUGUUACCCUGAAGCAGCAAGGAGCGAACGGCAGGCCCCGCCUUCAUCCCAUCACUCCCAUUUCCCCUUCAUGCAAAAGACUCUGCAAAAGCCACGGCCAUUGUAUUUAAGUUAUUUAUUUUAUCACAAGACUGUGUAGUAAUUUAUACUGUAAAUACUGAAAAUACUCUAUAAAUACAAAAAGGACAAACAUGUAUGGAUAUAAUGACCUGACAGUAAGGAAGUGAAGAAGAAGCAGGAAAGAUGAAGAAUAUUAAUAUAUGAAGAUCCUUCUAUUGUACAUAGCAACCACAGUUAAAAUCUGAAUGUCUGCUGUUUUAGGGAACUUGAAGAUGUCAAUGUGUUUUUAUUUUGUGUGAUAGAGUGUCUCACUGAGUGUUUGUCCCCUGAAAGUGAGCUGGGUUCAACCCGUCGGCUGAGGCGGAAGCAUCUCGGGUCCAGCGUGACUUUUUAGAGUGGAGCACAGUGAGCGAUCUCCACGGUGGCCGCUGGCUGUACAUUUCAGCUGACUGUCCAAAUAAUACUCAUUCUGCUGAGCGUGGACAAAUGGCAUCUUCAAAAAUAACUCGGUCACGAACAAACACACUCUUGCACAUUCCGUAGGUAAAAUGGCUUACACAUACAUGCACGCACACCACACACACAAACACCCUUAUGGUGUAGCGUCAUAUAUAUAUACUGUGUCUUGGACUCCAUUCCUGUUGCACCUGAAUUGCCUCUUGCAAGAAUUUGCACAUACAAUAAAUCCAGAGUCCAUCCUGAGCUGCCACGGCUGACGUUAGGGGUGUUAUUGUUGUGUCUGAUCUGACCUCUGUGCAGAAACAGCUCCCACAACCCCACCAUUCACAUGUUUGGUACAGAGGAUCUAACAGGUGUCCGUCCCUGACUGUCGAGAUUUGGAUUUAUUCCCUUUGACUGAAUUCCAAACUUGCCUCUGUAGCGUUGGGUAUCGUGUUCACUGACUCUGAUUUCUAGUCUGCUCAUUGAUUCUGGUGCUUUUUAAAUCUUUGAGAUUUUCAGAUGCCAACUAAGAUAUGUUGGAAACAAAAAGCAGAUUUGGGCUGCCUGCCACAAACCUGUCAGUCUUCUGUGUUAUUUCUUUUAUUUAAAGAAAAAACUGGAUAUGAACAUAUAAAGAUUCACUGACGUUCAGGCAUUAUAAAUACGAGGGGACAUUAGAGACUCUGAAUUCUUUUACUGGGCUGCAUGAAUGCUUUGUCACGUUAGACAGACUUCUGUCAUGAUAAAACUAAAUAUCCAUGUUGCUUUAAACGUCAGUAUCCAGUCUGACACUGUGCUCGUGCCAGCUGAUAACCAGUGUCAGCAGUGACUGACGUAUCUGUCAGGUUCAGUCAACACAGACGCUGCAGGAGCAGCUGCCUGAAGCAGUCGCUGUCAGUCGGUCGGUGAUGUCUCCGCUUUGGUUUAGACUGAAAAUAAACAAGUAUCAGAUGGAUCGCAGAGUUUUGUGACACUAACACAGAUUUCUGAAUUAUUAUUGUUAAUUUCUUUUUAUAAAUUUGAAACCGGUUUGAAUUCAGAGCCAGGUCUCGAUACCCAACUCAAGGCCUCGCUGAUAAUCAACAUGCCUGCAUGGCAAACCGUUUCCUGUCCACUUCUUCACCAUCAGCCAGAGACGAGGGGCUGCUGAGGUGUUUCUGAACACGAUCUCUGCCUUUGGUUUGGUUUUGGGCCAGAACAAACUACUGACUCCUGACAGCUCUUAGUGCAGUGUGCCAGCAGGGUUUGUUUUUAUCAGCCUUUGUGUUUUUUUCUUUGUGUGUGUCAGUCAUAGAGUUACCUGUUUGGCAGUACAUCCUAUAAAUAGCAGAACAACAUCCAGGACUUCAGGGUUAUGCCCUUGGGGCAACAGACAAACCACCAGUUUCCUUGCACUGUGCUUGAGACGGUGUGAGGGUAUUGUUGCAGCCCAUAUACUUGUCCCUGUUGUCAUAGCAACAGCAUGUCUACCAAGUGUGUCUCGAAUGAGCUCAUGGGCUUUGGCUUCUUGAUUGUGGGACAAAAUUAAUGCCUCGUCAUGUCUGAGAUUAGAGGAAAACCCGGAUCUGUUCACUUCAGAUGUUAAAGGAACAGUUCACCCCAAAAUAAAAAUGAUCCGUCUCGACCUUCUCCUGAGCUCAGGCAGAUUUUUAAAAGUUUGAAUUUCUCCAAACAGGUUGUGCAGCUUAGUCAUAGCCACAUGUUUUGGGUCCAGCUGUUGUCCAGCUGUUGUGCUCUGAGUGAGCCCCUCUUCACCUCUUUCUCGUCAUUGUGUCUCAUUGUUCUGUUUAGUUUUGGGGGUUUUUUGUUAAUAAUUUUGAGUUUUUCUGUGGGAUGUUUUUUUUAUGCGUUCACGUGACGUUCAGUAUCUUCACCAACAGCAAACAAACCAGUCUGAACACUGUACGUGAGUCUGUGUGAGGUAAAUAUGUGAGGUCUGGUUCACAUGGCACAUUUAUUCAAACACUCGGUUUAUGCUGCACAAGCUGUUUGAGGGAAUUACAAGAGGCAACAAACGGAGAAGACAAAAGCUGAACUGACAUUUUUAAGUGUUUGUGAAUAUUUCUUAUUUUCUUGCUAAAUUUCUGCGGCCCGCACACAUUUUCCCAGACUCUAAAAAUCCUCCCGCUCCUGAGCUAAAGGGCUAAAACAGAGGUGACUGCAGAUGUGGAGAGAUCAGUCGGCACAAAUCACCGACGCUUUGCUUGUAUGUGUGCAUGUUGCGCUCAGAAAGCAGGUGUACAGCUCUGCCAAGGUUCAGCUGGCUGUUGGAGAACAGGACACAAACACACAGGUUUCAGACGGGUGAUGCAGUAGGAUGAUGAUGAUGGUGAAGAUGAAGACCGUUGUAAAAUAAUGAGCGAGGAUGCUGCUGCAUUAAACACUAUCCUGCAGUUACUUUCCACAACAAACAAACAUGUUGCUUGAACACGCACGAUUCCAAACAAAUACAACAUUCACUGUGUUACAGUUUUUCUGGUUUGAUGUGUUACUGUUUGAUCAGGGCCGGCUGAGAGAGCCGAGGUUAAAGAACACUUUAAAUCCUAUGUUACGCUCAGUGUUGAUACUGUAGACGAAAGGAAGGUUGUAAUAUUCAUUUGAUGAGGCUGGAUGAAAAAAGGCUCUGAUCACAGGAGCAGCUGUAGCUCCGCACAGCCGAGAGCUGCCACUCCAGUAAAUUCAAUAAUUCACCUCUCACCUCUACAAAUUGUUGUACAGACUGUUUUCAAGCAGAAAGUACAAAAACAAACUGUGCUGAGUCGAGUGAGACAAGAACCUGAGCCAACGCAAUCCUCAGAGAUAAGUUAGGAUGCCACAGUAGAUGGAAAACUAAAAAACUCUGGCAGUGUUUUCCUCCUGAUGCCUUGUUCUGCAACAGAAGCAACUCAAACAUUCAAUACCAAGGGAACAAAUAUCUUUCCAAAUAUGUUCCUCACUUUUUUUUUGUUUGACAUUUCAGUCUGAAGCAAAACAAACAGACACUGUUUAAACGGUUGUGUGUGUUCUUUUUACGUUUUUCUUAUUUCUGUGUGU